This is a messenger RNA of Tripterygium wilfordii, 1393 nucleotides long. RefSeq names its product protein ULTRAPETALA 1-like. Gene Ontology annotation, molecular function: zinc ion binding; DNA binding. NCBI's taxonomy places the organism in Eukaryota, Viridiplantae, Streptophyta, Magnoliopsida, Celastrales, Celastraceae. The transcript has 3 exons. The record is from RefSeq and is a predicted model, not a curated record. Gene Ontology annotation, cellular component: cytosol; nucleus. The coding region runs from base 439 to 1149 and encodes 236 amino acids.
AUUUUUUGGUUUUAGUUUUGUUGCCCCUCUCUCUGCAAUUUACUUCUCUCUCAUGUCAUGUCAUGCAGCAAAGCAAAGGCAUAGUAUUAUUAUAGAGCAUACAGUGAUACAGAGAGGCCCUUUUUAACCCAAUAACACGCCUCCCUCUCUUCCCUCACCCCACGACAUUUGUUUCGCUUCGCCAGCUCAUUCAUUCACUACCUUCCUUCCAAAACAAACCCCAUCGACCAACAACACCCAACACCAGAUCUCUGUGAGAUGCGCACUUCUUGAGCCUCUCUAUAUUCGUAUCUCAUCCCUUUUGACUUUCUCGGUAAUUCCCAGAAAUCAAAAUCCGUCCUUUCUUGAUCUGUUUGGCUGUUGAUAUUCUGGGUUUUUUUGGGUUUCUUUCGGCGAUACCAGAGUGGGUGGGAUUUUUGGUUAAGGAGGAGAUUAGGAAUGGCGAAUGGGGUAGAGAGCGAGAGGGGUAUGGCGAUGUUUAGCGAUGAAGAGGUGAGCGAGAUAAGUGGGGUCAAGAGAGGUGGAGAUUAUAUUGAAGUGACGUGUGGGUGUACCAGCCACAGGUACGGCGAUGCUGCUGGCAGGCUUAGGGUUUUUAUCAAUGGUGAUCUCGAAAUCACCUGCGAAUGCACCCCUGGUUGCAAUGAAGACAAGCUGAGCCCUGCCGCAUUUGAGAAGCAUUCUGGAAGAGAGACAGCAAGAAAGUGGAAGAACAAUGUCUGGGUCAUCGUUAACGGGGAGAAAGUUGCAUUAUCAAAGACUGUGUUGCUCAAGUACUACAAUCAAUCAUCAAAAAGUGCUCAUGGGUCACACAGAUCUCAGAAUGGACGGGCUUCUCAUCGUGAUGAAUUUGUCCGUUGUUCUACAUGUAACAAGGAACGCAGGUUUCGAUUGCGGACUAAAGAGGAAUGUAGGAUUCACCAUGAUGCUUUAGCAGAAGAAAACUGGAAAUGUUCCCAUUCGCCUUAUGACAAGAUUACUUGCGAUGAUGAAGAAGAGCGAGCAAGUCGAAGGGUGUACAGAGGGUGCACCCGUUCACCUACGUGCAAGGGUUGCACUUCCUGUGUAUGCUUUGGGUGUGAGAUCUGUCGUUUUUCAGACUGCAGCUGUCAGACUUGUGUGGAUUUUACAAGGAAUGCGAAAGCUUAGUGUCCAAGACCAUUGAUUUGAUCCUGAUUCGCCCUUCGCUACCUUAACGGCACCCAACAGGAAAAAGAAAAGAACAUUGCUUCAUUUAUCCGCCUCCCCACAUCUGAUAUAAGUCUUCCAGUAUAUUUAUUUCCUUAUGUAAAACUUGAAUUUACAGUCCAUGAGUUGAGCAUUGGCUAUUAUACUCAAGUCGACUGAUAUUCAUAUUUCAAAUGCAGUUAUUUAUUGCCUCAACAACUCUUUA